This is a messenger RNA of Tremella mesenterica DSM 1558, 4009 nucleotides long. RefSeq lists its product as uncharacterized. The transcript is spliced from 6 exons. Gene Ontology annotation, cellular component: nucleus; cytoplasm. NCBI's taxonomy places the organism in Eukaryota, Fungi, Basidiomycota, Tremellomycetes, Tremellales, Tremellaceae. The record is from RefSeq and is a predicted model, not a curated record. Bases 127 to 3927 code for a protein of 1266 amino acids. Gene Ontology annotation, biological process: nuclear division. Gene Ontology annotation, molecular function: mRNA binding.
AGAGAACGCGUCGAAAGUGAUAAUCAUCUCUCUGUAGUCCCAACGGUCUUAGGUCGUACAGUCAACGGUCAACGGUAAUCUGGAAAAAAACAUCUGGGGGUCUCAUAGGUCAACCAUAACAUCAGGAUGGCUUUCACCGCUGCUGAGCUGCAAAAGCGACAUGGUCUCGAAGGUGCACCUGACCCUUUCCCCACGCUCGGUUCCACUGCUCCUCGUCCAACCAACAAACCUUCAACUCCUAUUCCGGUAGACACAUCAUCCUCUGAUGCUUUCCCUUCUCUCGGUCCAUCUGCCGCACCUCAGGCGAACCUCAUCAAGCCCGCUAUAUCCGCUUGGUCCGCUAAACCCUCUACUGUCAAAUCAACCAAAGGUAAACCCCCCGCCCCUGGUGGUUUAGGUCGUAUAGGUGCUCCAACGGCAGCUUCUCAUCCAUUCACCGAUUCAUUUUCUAUCCCUUCUGAUGAUCUCGCACCUGUCAAAGUUGUCAAUGAAACGGUCAAGAAAGCUCAAGAACAAACUGGUGCAAUGGUGGAAUCUAGCACUCAAAUGAAAACUGGUCUUAAAACUUUUCUCAUUCGUGCUGCUGAUCAAAAACGUUUAGCAUAUGCUCGUAGGAUCAUCGAAAGGGGUAUCAGUAAACCUGUCACUAUAACUGUAGAUGUACCCAUCACCACGUUGGGUACUAUCAUAGGACCAAAAGGCGCUACUUUGAAAAGUAUAACAGAGGCUACAACUUGCAAGAUUGAUAUUCCUAAAAGAGAAACUUUACCGACUUACGAACCGAAAGAAGUUGAAGAUGAUGAUGAAGAAUCGGAAGAACCUAAUGUUCCCAUUUCUAUAUCUGGACCUUCUGUCGCUUGUUCGGAUGCGAAAAGUAAAAUUUUAGCUUUGAUAGCUAAUAAGGUAUCUCAAAUAUCGACCAGUAUCAAAACUAUACCUUCAUCUUAUUAUCCUUUCAUCUCUAAACAUGUGAAAAGUCAAGGAUUGGAUUCGGAAGAUGUCAAAAUUCAUAUUCCUCCUCCUGCCGUAUGGAAAGCUUUGGAAAAACAAGGUGAAGAAGAUGAAAGUGUUUCUACCAAAGAUUUAUCUAUCAAGAUCAAGGGUGAUAGAGAAAAGGUUAAAAUGGUAGUGGAAGAAAUAAAUAGGAGGUAUGAAGAAUUGAACGAUACUCUUCGGGAACUUAAAAUAUCAAUUCCGAAACGUCAACAUCGAUUCUUGGUCGGUACUUCCGCAGUGGACAUUUUAGACCAGACAGGUUGUAUUGUCGAUUUACCUCCUGUGGAAGAUCCUUCCGAUCAAUGUGUUAUUCGAGGACCUCAAUCAUCACUCAUUCCUGCUCUCACCCUAGUCAUGGAUAAAGCCAAUGCGAUCGCUGUGGAACAAGUCGAUUUGGUACAGCUUCAUCGUCCCAAUACUUCCGACCCACUAUCGCACGCCAAACGUGUAUUGAGGUAUCUGCAGCGUACCAACCGACUACGGAGUAUUGCUGAUACACAUGGAGUAAAAGUUUAUCCACCUUUCACAGCUUCCAUCGCCUCUGGUAAUGUUGUAGUGGAAGUCGUCGGGGAAGACAAAGGUGCCGUAGGGAAAGCUAAGGAGGAAGUUGCUCAAGCUGUCAAAUCUAUCCCACCUUCCGCAGUAACCACCCUCGAGAUCGAUCCUCUCGUUCACAGUAUCUUGAUUGGUAAGAAAGGAAGCAAAAUUACAACUUUCGAAACCGCUCACACGGUUGCUACCCUCUUCCCACCCGCCUCGGAAGAAUCAUCAGAUGUGGCUCUUGUUUACACCGGUCCUCUCGAUUCACUACCUUCAGACAAGAAAGCUCGGGAUGCGAAACUCAAAGAACUACUGUCUUCCGCAUCUACAGCGCUGGAGGAACUCGCUAAGGGAGCUGCCGACAUCAAGACGGAAACACUGGAUGUCGAUAGGAAAUGGCAUAAAUUCAUCAUUGGACCCUCUGGAACGAUUCUCAACGCUAUUAUCGGCGAAGAUCAAAUCGUCUCCGUUCGAGUCGGUUCAAAGGCAGGUUCUAAAGAAGGUUCAGACGAUGUCAUCGUGCGAGGUCCUUCUACCGAAGUGGAACGAGUAGUAGAACAAAUCUUGAAAAUCGUAGAAGAUGCCAAAAAUGAUGAUAUCAUCAAUGGUCAUACUGUCGAAUUCAACGUUGACAAGAAACACGUCCCUCACCUUGUCGGAGCAGCAGGUGGAGCUAUCAACAAACUGCGCGAGUCUUUAGGAGUGAAGAUCAGUUUUGACGAUAUCGAAAAUCAAAAAUCUUCCAAGAAAGUAAUGGUGGCGUGUAAGAUUAUCGGAAGGAAAGAGGCCGCAGAAGAGGCAGAACGACGUCUCAAGGCACAGAUUGAGAAGUUGGAAGAUGAAACAACAGAAGUAGUCGUGAUUAAACGUGCUAUCCAACCAGCACUCAUUGGUGUAGGUGGGAAAUACGCAGUACGUCUAGAAGAAAAAUACGGAGUCAAACUUUCUUUUCCUAGAGAUAAAGAUUCCCCUAAACCGGAUGAAGUGACCAUACGAGGUGGUAGGAAAGGUGUGGCAGCUGUCAAAGCAGAAUUAUUAGAAGCUGCUGCUUUCGAAGCGGAAUCAAGACAAACGUUGACUUUUACCAUCCCUUCCAAAGCUGUAGCGCAGGUGGUGGGAAAAGGAGGAGCUACGAUUAAUGGGAUCAAGGAUGAAACUGGAGCCAUGAUUGAUAUUGAUAAAAAAGGAGAUGGAGAGACUAGUGUUACUGUAAAAGGAGAUAAACAGGCUAUUGCGGCUGCGAAAAAGGCCGUUUUGGCUGUGGUGGAAGAAGUGGGGGAUGACAUACAGUUGACGGUGACUAUCGAUCCGAAAUACCAUCGAUCUUUGAUUGGUCCUGGUGGACAGAAAAUACGUGAUUUGGUCGUGGCUUGUGGUGGACCAGCAGAGGGGUCCAAGCAGACUGGUAUGGUGACUUUCCCCAAAGCAGGCGACGAGCACCCUGAUCAGGUCAGACUCCGCGGCGACGCUAAACUUGUCCAAGCACUCUCCACCGAGCUCACCAAACAAGCUUCCAUCCUCUCCCAAACCAUCAUCAUCGGAGUCCCUGUACCUUCUUCUCACCACGCUUCCAAAAUCGGUCGAGGCGGUUCCGCUCUACUAGAUCUUCAACGUAAAACCGGGACGACCAUCCAUUUCCCCGCUUCGAGACAAUACAACUUUGUCGGUGAAAUCUCAAACACCUCCGAACUAACAGAUGCGGAUCCGAAAGAUAUUGUCAAAGUCAUCGGGACCAAGGAAGCUUGCGAAGCUGCAGCUGAAACUCUUCGAGUAACACCACCCGAACGUGCCCAAAGGAACGAUUCGAGAGGGGGAAGGUCAACACCUGAUUUCCCGACUAGAACUGUGGAUAUCCCAUCCAAGUAUUUCCAUGCAAUCGCUAAUCAGCCUACCCUCAUUCGACAGAUCAGAGCAGCAGGGGGAUUCCUGACGAUCCCCCAGGCCCCGCAGAAAGUGGAAGUGAAACAACAUAUGAACGGGAACGGGUUGGCGGCCAAGACGGCAAGGAUUGAUUUGGACGCGGAGGACGAAGAAGGAGAAUUUGAAUUGAGGAGGAAUUAUGAGGACGGGGAUGAGGGGACAUCGAGUUGGGUGGUGAAAGCUAAAGAGGAGGAUUUGGAGACGGCGGUGGCGGUUUUGGAGGCGGCUGUGGAGAAGGCCAAAGCUCUUUCUCAUGUUGGGCUUUUGACCGGCUUACCGAGAUCUGCCUUUCCGAGAAUUAUCGGGUCGAAAGGGGCUACUAUAUCUAGAUUGCGAGCGGAGACAGGUGCGGAGAUACAAGUGGGGAAGGAUGAUGAUUUGAUCACGAUCUAUGGUAACGAAACUUCAGUGGUGGGAGCUAAGAAUGCCAUCUUAUCCAUCGUUUCACGUCCUGCUCGACAUCAAUACUAAGUCGAUGUUGGGUCAAAGUGUAGGAAAAAAUAAAUCAGUUGAUAUACACUUCUCAUCUGAUGCUGAUGCAUGGUUGCUAGUU